CGGUAUGCAAGAUGGCUGACCAGAGUAACAUCCAAUCAGCGGCUUCUAAGAGCAUCCGCCCAUUCCGUUCCAGCGAGGAGUAUCUCGACGCCAUGAAGGAGGACCUUGCUGAGUGGCUGAACACCCUCUACGACCUUGACGUCCAGGUGGAGAACUUCAUGGACGCUCUGGAGACUGGCUACGACCUCUGCCAGCAUGCCAACAACGUCAACCGCAUAGCCCUGGAGUUCCAGCAGCUGCACCCGGAAGCGGCUGCUCGGAUGAAGAUUCCGCAGAAGGAGGUCACCUUCCAGGCAAAAAACGUGGUGCCCGGCUCCUUCAUCGCCAGGGAUAACAUCUCCAACUUCAUUCAGUGGUGCCGUCAGGAACUGGGCAUCCAGGAUGUCCUGAUGUUCGAAACGAAUGACCUGGUGCUGAAGAAGAACGAGAAGAACUUUGUCCUCUGCCUCCUGGAGGUGGCCAGGAAAGGCUCCAAGUUUGGCAUGCUGGCGCCCAUGCUCAUCCAGAUGGAGGAAGAGAUCGAGGAGGAAAUGAGAGAUCAGGUCACCUAUGGAGAGUUGGUGACUGUGCAGGCGAGCAAAGAUCUAGGGCCCCAGUCGCCUGUCUACCCAAGCAGGACUCAGAGAAUAACCUUGUGUGACCUCAAGAAUCUGGAUGAGCUGGUAAGGGAGAUUCUGGGCCACUGCACCUGCCCUUCUCAGUUCCCCAUGGUCAAGGUCUCGGAGGGCAAGUAUAAAGUGGGAGAUUCCAACGCGCUGAUCUUUGUUCGAGUGCUGAGGAGCCAUGUAAUGGUACGUGUCGGUGGCGGCUGGGACACGUUGGAGCACUACCUAGACAAACACGAUCCGUGUCGAUGUAAUUCUCUCUCCCACCGCCUGACGCAGUCACGAGGACUUGCUUUCUCCCCACAAAAGAUGGCCACCCCAGGCAGCCCCCAAGCCGCCAGCCCCAGCACCCAGCGCCGGGCUGAAGCUAUGAGCCUGCACAAGUCCUCCGAACCCAUCCGCGCGGGUGAUAAGCGCACCGGGGACGCAAAUCAAGCCAAGGCGAACCGUCCAGGCUACCCGGGGGCUAAAGGAACUGGAGAGUCCGCUGCUCCGAGGCAGGUGCCCGGUGCUGCAUCCGCCGUGAGGCCCAACGGGAUACCCAUGAGGUCUGGGGCGUCUGCCCGGAGCUCUGCCAGCCCCUCAAGGGGGUCCGCAGCCCAGACCCACCGGGACAACUGUGACCCUCACGGCUCCAACACCCUGAGGCCCCCUAGAGUCCGUCGGCUUUCUGGAGACAGUGAUUCCUCAGCGUCGUCCGUGCAGAGCGGCAGUCUGCCCAGGAGACGUAACGAAGACGGCAGCCUGACGCUUCGGAGGGAGCCCGGGAGACGGGUCUCGGAAGGAACUGGUCUGCACGCCAAUGCCAGUCCCAAGAGGCUACCAGACAGCCGCAGCCACUCGCGAGAGCGGGGCAGCAUGCCAAGGCCUUCCCCGGGGGCCAGGAGGACCGAGGCGGAAGAUCGGAGCCGUCCCCGGCUGCCGAAUGGGCCUCGCAAGCCAGUGUCCCAGAGCCCUCGCCCCAGAGCCCGCAGCCAGGGGAGGCCUGUCGGAGAACCCGUCCUCCUGAUCAGCCGAGGGAAGGACGGGCAGCACUCUUGGGUGCGGUCCGAGGACCCGAAGGAGAAUGCGGGCAGCUCUGGCAGAGUCACCCCCAGGACCAAGAGCCCAGCAAGGGGCCCCUUUGUUCCUGCAGGUUCCAGGAGUCCAGCACUCACCAGCCGAAGGGGGUCUCUUCCCACCACCAAAGUUACGGACCCCUCAGCCCGGGCUCCUCCCUCAAAUUCUGGGUCCCAGAGGCAGCGGCAGCCAUGUUUGACAGCGCCACGAGUCCCUUCGAGGGAGCCACGGUCCGGGGGGGCCUCUCACGCCCAGCAGCCCCCAGACAGUUUAGGACAAGAGUUGGAGGAAGUAGCCCGCACCUUCCGGACCCCGCUGCGCCUGGACCCCAGCCAAGAGCAGCAGCUUUACCGGCGUCUGGAAGAGGAAUUUCUGGCCAAUUCCCAGUUGAUGGGCCAGCAGGAGGAUGAGGAGCAAGAACAGGUGGAGCCUCUAGGCCGAGGCUGCGACGGCCCUCGGCUCCUGCAGACCACCCCGGACCAAGGAGCUGCCGACUCCGCCUACUGCUCCUCCAGCUCUUCGUCUUCCUCCCUCAAUUUCUUCAGCAAGUACGGCCUCCAGGCCGAGUCCAAAGACGAGCCCAAGAAGAACCUCGCCUCCCAGAGGGCCUGGGCCUCUGACGCGGGCGCGGCUCCCUCUGACCUCCACAACGGCUCUGCUGACACCUCCAACCUCUGGGACUCUCCCGCGACGCUGGAGCGAGCCACGCGUUGGCGGAAGCCGGCCUUGUCGAGUUCCUCCGACGAAAGCAACUACUACGUGGGCCUGCAAGAGGUUCAGGAAGGAGUGGAACUUCCCGAGCCGCGAGCAGGCAGUCCGUGGAGCACCGUGGAACUGGCGGCCUCCGACGCCGACUCUGAGUCUUUGCAUCACGAAUUUGGCGAGGAGCCUCCGGCGUGGCCUCUCAAUGGGUCUCCAGGAUCUCCUCCCCCUGGGGAAGUUGUUCUCUGGCCGAAGUCGACCCUGAAGAAACCCGACCGCGUGCCUUCCAUCUAUAAGCUCAAGUUGCGUCCCAAGAUCAAGCCCCGCACAGACUCCCAGCUGGACAAGAAGCCGACCAAGAUCCCCACGCCCCUCAGCUACAAGGCCGUGGGGCCCAGCAAAUCUCCAGCAGGGGGCGCCUCGCCCAAGGGUAGCCCUUCCAAGCACCAGGCCGAGCACAAAACCUGGGCGGCUUUCCACAACAUGUUCUCCUCCUUUGUGGAGCCUGCCCGUGGCCCAGCGGAGUCGGGGGUGGCCGAUGAAGGCACGUGGGCCUAA
Molecule: messenger RNA, 2924 nt
Organism: Euleptes europaea (tarantolino)
Lineage: Eukaryota; Metazoa; Chordata; Lepidosauria; Squamata; Sphaerodactylidae
Gene: GAS2L1
Product: growth arrest specific 2 like 1
Exons: 5
Coding region: 12-2924 (970 amino acids)
Biological process (GO): protein localization to microtubule plus-end; regulation of microtubule polymerization or depolymerization; microtubule bundle formation
Cellular component (GO): cytoplasm; microtubule plus-end; actin filament
Molecular function (GO): microtubule binding; cytoskeletal adaptor activity; actin filament binding
Source: RefSeq, a predicted model, not a curated record